AUGGAGCAUGCCUUCCUUCAUGGCGAUAAACCAAACAAAACAAAAACGUACACACUUGACAAGCUGACAGCAACAAGUGCUUGGUGAGGUGUGCCGGCGCUGAGCGCAGAGAGUCGCAGUUAGCUCUCAACUUUUUCCGCGUUCGCUUUGCAGCUCUUCGCUCGGCUCAGAAGCACUCGCCAUGUCGAAGCCGGUUCUGCUGUCCAGCUAUCUCAGUUCCUGCGCCUGGCGCGUACGCAUUGUUCUGGAGGUGAAGAAGAUCGACUUCGAAUACCGGGCGGUGAACUUGAGGCCAGGCAAUGGCGAACAGCAAACCGAAAAGUUCAAGACGAUGAACCCAAUGGGCCAGGUUCCAGUCUUGCUCGUCGACGGAAAGCCCAUCAGCCAAUCGGUGGCCAUCAUGGAGUACUUGGAGGAGAAGUAUCCAGAGCCAAGGAUGCUCCCCGCAGACCCCUUCCUGAGAGCCAAGUGUCGAGAGGUGGUCGAGCUUCUCGUCUCUGGAGUUCAGCCUCUGCAGAGCAUUGGCCUGAUCCCUCUUCUCGGCAAGGCGGAAUGGAAGAAGUGGGCCGACCGCAACAUCACUCGCGGCUUUACUGCCCUAGAAGCCAUCUUUGCGGAGACUGCCGGCAAGUACUGCUUCGGAGAUGAAGUGACCUUUGCGGAUGCCUGUCUCGUGCCUCAAGUGUGCAAUGCAUACCGCUUUGGCGUCGACGUGGCACCCUUCCCGACGGUGCGGCGAAUUUACGCGGCGCUUCAGCAGCACCCGCUCGUCCAGAAGGCCGACCCGUCGUGCCAACCGGACACCCCUCCGACGGGUGUGCCAAACACGGCUGAUCUUUUCAAGGGCCCGGGAGACCAGUAGUACCCGAAGGCCGUACAUGCUGAAGUGUUUGUUUUAAUGAAAUAUAAACUAGCAUUUGUAAGAUAUUUCUGGCCUCCUCA
Rhipicephalus sanguineus (brown dog tick) is the source of this 942-nucleotide messenger RNA. Its product is annotated as maleylacetoacetate isomerase. Lineage: Eukaryota; Metazoa; Arthropoda; Arachnida; Ixodida; Ixodidae. The transcript has 7 exons. The coding region runs from base 182 to 862 and encodes 226 amino acids. Gene Ontology annotation, molecular function: glutathione transferase activity; maleylacetoacetate isomerase activity. Gene Ontology annotation, biological process: glutathione metabolic process; L-phenylalanine catabolic process. Gene Ontology annotation, cellular component: mitochondrion; cytoplasm. The record is from RefSeq and is a predicted model, not a curated record.